CACCUGAUCCAACGUCAAGCACUGGACACAUUUUAGGCAAACGAGUAGGUACAAGUGUGAUGGUUGGAUCCUUCAAUAUAUCAGAACAGGGAGACGGAACUUUUCCUGAUCUAAAUCGGAUUGUUUCUGCUGUGCUUAAUUCUUUUGGAGUCUCAAGAUCUGGAAGUGGUGGUGAGGGGAUUGAUCUUAAU
Messenger RNA from Striga hermonthica, 191 nucleotides. The record is from the annotation of a GenBank genome assembly. NCBI's taxonomy places the organism in Eukaryota, Viridiplantae, Streptophyta, Magnoliopsida, Lamiales, Orobanchaceae.